UGCUGGGAGAUUUAUACAAGAACUUUAACACUAAAUGGAACCUUAUCAUCACCAUCCUCCUCUUUGAGGCAGGCUUUGCCUUGUGUGGCGUAGCGCCCUCCAUGAAUGUACUCACCGUCGGUCACGUCUUAACUGGUAUUGGGGGGAGUGGCAUCUAUCUCGGCUCGUUAGUCUAUUUCACUUCUAUGAUGACUAAAAAGGAACGAGGCUUUUAUGUUUUGGUUCGUAGGGGCUUUCUGGGGUUUAGGUGCCGUGUUAGGACCAGUAAUAGGGGGGCGCAUUUUCCCAGAGCGCGGCUGUUUGGAGAUGGGCCUUUUAUAUCAACCUGCCGGUAGGAUUACCUGAAGCUUCAUCAUCAUACUUCCGUGGCUAACAAGAUGUAACUAUAGGUAGGGCUUGUGACUAUACCGUCGUUGGCCAUCUGGUUGUCGGUCUCUCAUCCUAUC
Messenger RNA from Annulohypoxylon truncatum, 446 nucleotides. RefSeq lists its product as uncharacterized. The transcript has a single exon. Bases 102 to 335 code for a protein of 77 amino acids. Lineage: Eukaryota; Fungi; Ascomycota; Sordariomycetes; Xylariales; Hypoxylaceae. The record is from RefSeq and is a predicted model, not a curated record.